AUGUGCCACGAUGCAGAUUUGACAAAGUUACAAGACACGCCUUACGUCGUCGCGUUCCACGAGAAUGAUCGUGUCAGGAUGUUGGGGUUUUUUGAAGAAGCGUCCGCUCGGACAAUCUAUGACCACGUGUCAAAGGAAUGGGCCAAGGUACUCAUGGAUAGGCGACGAUCUGAGAUUUUGGAAUCUUAUGGCGACAAUCGUUGGAUCAAGCAAUGCACAGAAGAGGUUCUGAAGUUCAACGUGUUUGCUGUGGUCCGUGCCCAUGAUGUGUCUUUGUCGCCCGACAAUGCGCCCUACGUUGUCGCAUUCCACCAGCGUGACUGCGUCAGGAUGAUAGGUUAUUCGGAGCGUGGAGUCGCUCAGACGGGAUACAACAGCAUCUCUAAUGAAUGGGCCAAAAUAUUUGUCAAUAGACAACGUCGGGAGGUAUUGACUUCUUACGGGGUCAAACACUGGAGCAAGCAGUGCGAAGAAGAGGUCCAACGGCUCCCCGCUUUCGACGAUACUGCUCUUCUGCAGAUUGCUCCUUACAUCGUGGCAUUCCAUCAAAGCGACUGUGUUCGAAUGAUCGGUCUGUACACUGCAGAAUCGGCUCGAGCAGUGUACGGUGCAGUCUCAGAGGAAUGGGCAAAGGUCGUCUCUGAUCGGGAACGUUCUCAGGUGUCAGCGUCCUACGGCUCUGACUACUAUGUCAAGCUAUGCAAAGAAAGGAUCUCGCAGCUGAAUGCCUCCAAGUUCAACGGCACCGUGCCAUUGCAGCAUGCUCCUUAUAUAGUCGCUUUGCACCAGAGCGAUCGCGUCAGGAUGGUUGGCUUCUCCAAAGAAGAGUCUGCUUGGACGGUUUAUAACACCGUCUCAAACGAGUGGGCUAAGAUACUUAUGGACAGACGACGCUCUCAGAACUUGUUCUCUCAUGGCGGUGCCCGCUGGAUCAAGCAAUGCAAGGAAGAGGUCCUGCGGGUGCCUCUAUUCGAAAACCCUAUUUUACUGUCGCAGAGCGGGCCUUACGUUGUUGCGUUUCACCAAAAUGACUGCGUUAGAAUGAUUGGCCUCCCCACGGAGGGAUCUGCUCGAGCGGUUUACGACAUGAUCUCCAUGGAAUGGGCGAAGAUCCUCGUGGAUAAACGAGAUUCUGAGUUGUUGGCGUCUUAUGGUUCCCGUUACUAUACCAAGCAAUGUGGGGAUGAAAUUCGCAGGCUCGAUACAUUCCAGAGCAUUAUGCCGUUGCGGACUGCGUCUUACAUCGUCGCCUUCCAUCAGAGCGACCGUGUCAGAAUGCUUGGCUUCUCUGAGGACCGAGCUGCGCGCGCGGUGUACGGUGCUGUCUCCGACGAGUGGGCCAAGGUUCUCGUGAAUAGACGGUAUUCUGAGAUGCCAUUGGCGUCGUAUGGUUCUGCGUACUAUGUCAGGCAGUGCGAAGAAGAGAUCCUUCGGCUGUAGCGACAUCUGAACUGCUAGUAACCACUUCAGUCUUGUCCGAAUGUAUUAACUCUUUUGAAGAAAUGUACUGAAAUUGUAAUAGCGUGCAAUCCAGCCUCUUUCUCGGGGUUUCCUCCUUUUCUUCUAGGAUCUGGGGAUGAGUAGGUUUCCUAGGCGAGAGGAAAGUUUCUUACGUGGGUUAGGAAAGAUAGCCAAAACUAGCGAUUAUAACAGCAAUAAACAACUUGAGAAAGCUGGUAUAUACCGGUCCAGCGUUGGACUCAACGUAACCGCUCGCAGAUGUGUCAGUUCAUACACAAAACAGAGAUAUAACACCAAAGAAAGCAGGAAGGAA
Messenger RNA from Desarmillaria tabescens, 1774 nucleotides. RefSeq lists its product as uncharacterized. The record is from RefSeq and is a predicted model, not a curated record. Bases 1 to 1440 code for a protein of 479 amino acids. Lineage: Eukaryota; Fungi; Basidiomycota; Agaricomycetes; Agaricales; Physalacriaceae. The transcript has 7 exons.